AUGAGGUCCCUGCUGAAGCUUGCUCUGAUCCUCUUUUGCUUCCAACAGGGAGAGGGCCACUGGCUGAGAUCACUGAUCAGUCAGAAAGAAGGAGAAGCGUCAACACAUGUGUCUCAAGAUGACGACAGAAGAAGCAGUUACUCAGCUGUAGAGGAAAUACAGAAAGAAGCCUCUGGAGACAGGCCAUAUCCUUUCCCUAUCACCCAAAUCUCAGCCCGGACACGUCGCUCGACUCUCGAUUCCCACUGUGGACUACGGUCCAUUCUGCUGCAGGUCCGUGACCUGGGGCUCGGCUAUGACUCGGAUGAGACCAUCUUGUUCAAGUACUGCAGUGGGAUGUGUCCCCAUGCUCGCUCCAACCACGACCUCACCCUCACCAACCUCCUGCUCAGUGGAGUGGUCCCAAACCCGGCACCCGGGGAGCGCUGGCACAACGCGCCGUGCUGCAGGCCCACACACCACGAGGACAUAGCCUUCCUUGAUAAUUCUCACCGCUGGCACAAAGUGGAGAAACUGUCAGCCUCAGGCUGCAGCUGCAUGGGCUGA
Molecule: messenger RNA, 546 nt
Organism: Menidia menidia (Atlantic silverside)
Lineage: Eukaryota; Metazoa; Chordata; Actinopteri; Atheriniformes; Atherinopsidae
Source: the annotation of a GenBank genome assembly